CAUUUCGGAUUUCCCUCAGGAAUCGAUUUCCAGAGACUUCUUUCUCAUUUCUAGCUCAUCACCGCCCCAGGCGACGUCGCCAUCGCCGGACGGCCGCCUCCCGGGAAGCCCCUUGUUCAAUUCUGUUUCGUGGCCGUGAAGAUUGAAGUGGCCGGAACUCGCUUGAAGCUCUUCUACCGGUCUUCAUUUUAACCAACGGCGACGAUCAUGAGAGCUCCCUUAGUUGAUCAGACUGCCGACAGCGACUUAGCUUGGCUUCAUUGAUGAGCCUGGAGUCUGGGUGUCUUGAUCCCAAAUCAUAGCUUUGAAACUCAUGUAGUGUUUUGAGUAUAAUCUGGUGGUUCUUGAUCUGUAAGAGGAAAUGGUCAAGAAGGACAAAUAUCAGUGAAUGAAAGAAAACAAGAAUAAUGUACCUCGUGCCAGAACUUCUUGUUACCUUGUGCUUCCAAACCGUCGUCAACCUCCAAGUCCAUCGUGAAAAUCUACCUCUGCAAUCUCUGCGACGAAACCUCACGAUCUAAUUUCGUUCGAUGGAAAGCUUACCGGGCCGGGCCUAAUUUGGGCCCAAACUGAUCAUAGCUUUGAACCCAGUCAAGUUAGGCCCAGAACAACACCGAUCCAAGCGUCUCUUCCAGUUGGUGGCUUUACUACUGCGAGCACUGCGGGAUCUGCAGGUCCAGGAAGUCCCUCGUCGCUUCUCACAUCCAGUCGCGCCACGAGGAUGAUGUGGAAGCGGCAAUGGCUCAGGGUGUCGAGGGGAAGAAGGGAGCGAAGGCUAAUAAUACCAGCGAAGAAUGCGGCGCCACUUUUAAGAAACCCGCGUACUUGAGGCAGCAUAUGCAGGGCCAUUCGCUCGAGGAUAAAGUAUGUUGGCUCAUCUGAUUAUGAUAUGAUAAUGGCGUGAAGCAUUGGAUCCCAUCGAAAAGAACUCCAAAAUGCAAGAAGCUGCAAUCUUGUAUCUUGAUUGGACUAGUAUCAGGUCGGGGGACCACCUGAGAAGAUCCAUCAAGUCAACCUCAGUCACGCAUGUUCUAUCUUGAGACGCCUUUCAAGUGUUCUGUAGAGGAUUGCUCUGCCAGCUAUAGAAGAAUAGACCAUUUGGCUUGUCACUUUCUUCAGCAUAAAGGCAAGAUUUUCAGCUGUCUUGUUGAUGGUUGCGAUAAGUCAUUUGCAUAUCAAGGGAACAUGAAGAGGCACUUGAAUGAAAUUCACAAUGAUGAGGAACCAUCGACGUCUGGUGAAUGUAAGAGUCUGAAGCAGCAUGUUUGUCCGGAGGUUGGGUGUGGAAAGGUUUUCAAGUUUGCAUCGAAGUUGCGAAAGCAUGAGGAUUCUCAUGUCAAACUAGAGACUGUGGAGGCUUUCUGUUGUGAGUGCAUGAAAUACUUCAGCAAUGUUGAUUGUCUGAAGGACCACAUGCGGUCGGCUCACCAAUUAGUCAAUUGCGACAUAUGUGGGACUAAGCAGUUGAGGAAGAAUAUCCAACAGCAUCUCCUCAUGCAUGAGAAUUCAGAAGCAUUCAGAUGUGAAGUCGAGGGUUGUCUCCGCAUUUUUUCAACAAAAUCAAAUUUACGUCAGCAUGUGAAGGCUGUUCAUCUUGGGGUGAGGCCAUUUGUUUGCGGCCGUAAGGAUUGUGGCAAGAAGUUUGCAUAUAAGCACGUGAGAGACCAUCAUGGGAAAACUGGUUGCCAUGUUUACACUUCAAUGAGCCCCAUUCUCUCGUUCUCUCAAAUAUUGAAAUCCAAUUUUACUGCUGUUGAAAUCUGGCUUUUUACCACAUUAGAGUUGGAUGAUUCUCAUUCCUAGCAAUUUGGCUCCUUGGGUUCAGGGUGAUUUUGAGGAGUUAGAUGAGCAAUUUCAAUCUAGGCCCAGAGGCGGAAGAAAGAGGAAAUGUCCAAUGAUCGAGUCCCUACUGCGAAAAAGAGUUACCCUACCCAACGAGCUAGAUUUCCUUUAGGAUUAGUGGCCGGAGUCUCUCGGUAGCACUUGGCAGCAGCUGAGGGUUAUGUAUAGGAGCUGUGGUUUUUGGCUUUAUAGGCUGAGCAAAGGUGACAAAUUCACUCAUCAUCCUCCUGUUGCCUGUUUGUAGUUAGUAGAUAGAGCUUGCUAUUGUUUUGUGUAUGGAGAUAAGAGAGCGAGUUAAUAAUCCUUAGCAAAAGAUGCUUGUGAUGGGCUACUGUCAGCUGUAAAUCAUGCAAAUGCAAUAGUAAAAUUCAAUUGAACCAUUGGUCUCA
This is a messenger RNA of Eucalyptus grandis, 2231 nucleotides long. Its product is annotated as transcription factor IIIA. The coding region runs from base 1027 to 1803 and encodes 258 amino acids. Lineage: Eukaryota; Viridiplantae; Streptophyta; Magnoliopsida; Myrtales; Myrtaceae. Gene Ontology annotation, biological process: regulation of transcription by RNA polymerase II. Gene Ontology annotation, cellular component: nucleus. The transcript is spliced from 8 exons. The record is from RefSeq and is a predicted model, not a curated record.